UUUAUUUAUAGCAAUUUUAAUUAUUUUAUAACAAAAUAUAUAUUUUAAAAAAUGUAUAAAACAUUAUUUGUGCUGUGUAUUUUUGGCGUGGGAUUAAAAUCUGUAUCAGCAAUAUCAUGUUAUCAAUGCAAUGGAACAGAUGCUAAAAGUCUGUUUCAAUGUGGAGAAGAUCUUGGUGCAGCCGGUGGAUCCAUUGAUCUGGUUCCCCAGUCUUGCGAUAAAGUACACGAUGCCAAAUUUUGUGUAAAACAUGUUGGCAGAUAUGAAGGUGGUAUAGGAGCCAAGAGAUUCUGCUCAUCGAAAGAUCUAGGAAACUAUUGUAAUUAUGUAAAAAAUCCUGGUGAUCAAUUGACUUACCGAUCUUGCAUUUUCACUUGCAAUACUGAUGGAUGCAAUUCUGCCAUAUCACUAGUGAAUAGUUCUAGUUUAUUGAUAAUCUUUAGUGUUAUAUAUCAGAGCAUUGCCUUUUUUAUGUAAGCUAAGAGUAGAAUAACAAAUAAUUGUAGUACAAAAUCAAUUCCAAAUCUUACAUUAUCCUUUGUAAGGUGUAAAUUAUAAAGACUGUAUCAGAUAUUGGAAAUGUAUAUGAAUUUUUACACGACGUAGUAAAAUAUAUUACUUACCAGUUUUUUAUGACAUGAUGUCUGUUUGAUGUAACAUGACAAAGCUUUUUAAAUAAAAUAUGUGGCCUUCCAGUUGCAAAAUUCAUACAAUACAUUAUCUGAUAUUUUUACAAC
Messenger RNA from Ctenocephalides felis (cat flea), 737 nucleotides. RefSeq lists its product as uncharacterized. The record is from RefSeq and is a predicted model, not a curated record. Lineage: Eukaryota; Metazoa; Arthropoda; Insecta; Siphonaptera; Pulicidae. The transcript is spliced from 3 exons. Bases 52 to 477 code for a protein of 141 amino acids. Gene Ontology annotation, biological process: regulation of synaptic transmission, cholinergic; positive regulation of voltage-gated potassium channel activity; sleep.